GAAGAUAAGCUGGAGGAGUUUCUAGAGCAGAAGGAAUAUGAAGACCUUGGAUUCCCCACGCUCCAGGUGGAGGAAGCAGAAGCUCAACUCACCGAGCCGACAGCCACAGACUACCACACCGCGUCGCACCGCCCCCCAGACGGCCUCGAGGUCUUCGUGGAGCUGCGGGAACUGGUGAUGGAUGAAAAGAACCAGGAGCUACAGUGGAUGGAGACGGCACGCUGGGUGCGGCUAGAGGAGAACCUGGGGAAGGACGGCACCUGGGGCCGCCCACACCUGUCUUACCUCACCUUCUGGAGCCUCUUGGAGCUGCAGAAGGCCUUUGCCAAGGGUACUGUCCUCCUGGACCUGCCAGAGAAAUCCCUGGCCGGGGUGGUCAGCCAGCUGCUGGACAGGUUUAUCUUCGAGUGGCAGAUCCAGCCUGAGGACCGAGAAAAUCUGUUCCGGGUCCUGCUGCUCAAACACAGCCACGCCAGAGAUGUGGAGGCCCUGGGGAGUGUGAAGCCUGCAGUCCUGACACAUUCUGGGGACCCUUCACAGCCUCUGCUCCCACAGCAUCCCUCGCUGGAGACAGAGCUCUUCUGGGAACAGGGAGAGGGGAGCGCGGAAGGGCACUCGUCAUCUGGAAUGCUGGGAAAGAGUCCCCAGGACCGGGAGGCCACCCUGGUGCUGGUGGGCUGUGCCAGGUUCCUGGAGCGGCCAGUGCUGGGCUUUGUGCGACUAAAGGAGCCUAUGGAGACGGAGCAGAAGCCACAGGAGCCAGAGGGGCCGGCCGUCCCUGUGCGCUUCCUCAUUGUGUUGCUGGGACCUGAGGCCCCCAACAUCGACUACAACCAGCUGGGCCGGGCUGCUGCUACCCUCAUGUCAGAGAGGGUGUUCCGCACUGAUGCAUACCUGGCCCAGAACAAGGAGACGCUGGUGCAUUCCCUAGAGGGCUUCCUAGACUGCAGUCUGGUGUUACCUCCCAUGGACACGCCCUCUGAGGGUGCCCUGCUCAGUCUGGUGCCCGUGCAGAAAGAGCUGCUGAAAAGACGCUACCUGCCCAGCUCUGCCAAGCCAGAGCCCAGCUUCCUCAAGGGCCUAGAUUUGAAUGGGGGUCUAGAGGACACCCAGGAUGACCCUCUGCAGCGGACAGGCAGGCUCUUUGGGGGAAUGGUACGUGACCUCCGGCGCCGCUAUCCCCGCUACUUGAGUGACAUCACAGACGCAUUGAACCCCCAGGUCCUGUCUGCCAUCAUCUUCAUCUACUUUGCCGCCCUGUCACCCGCCAUCACCUUCGGUGGCCUCCUGGGAGAAAAGACCCAUAACCUGAUGGGUGUGUCGGAACUGCUUAUCUCCACCGCAGUACAGGGCAUCCUCUUCUCCCUGCUGGGGGCUCAGCCCCUGCUCGUGGUGGGCUUCUCAGGACCCCUGCUCGUGUUUGAGGAAGCCUUCUUCUCGUUCUGCAAGAGUAACGGCCUGGAGUACAUCGUGGGCCGCGUGUGGAUUGGCUUCUGGCUCAUCCUGCUGGUGGUGCUGGUGGUGGCCUUCGAGGGCAGCUUCCUGGUCCGCUUCAUCUCCCGCUACACCCAGGAGAUCUUCUCCUUCCUCAUCUCCCUCAUCUUCAUCUAUGAGACCUUCUCCAAGCUGAUCAAGAUCUUCCAGGACCACCCACUGCUGGAGAACUAUGACCACAAUGUGACAAGAAUACCCAAACCUCAGGCCCCCCUGCCCAACACAGCCCUCCUCUCUCUCGUGCUCAUGGCUGGCACCUUCUUGUUCGCCAUGAUGCUGCGCAAGUUCAAGAACAGCUCCUACUUCCCUGGCAAGCUGCGACGAGUCAUUGGGGACUUCGGGGUUCCCAUCUCUAUCCUGAUCAUGGUCAUGGUGGAUGCCCUCAUCCAGGACACCUACACCCAGAAACUCAGUGUACCUACAGGCCUCACCGUAUCCAACACCUCGGCCCGAGGCUGGCUCAUCCACCCUCUGGGCUUAUAUAAGCCAUUUCCCAUCUGGAUGAUGUUUGCCUCCGUCCUGCCUGCCCUGCUGGUCUUCAUCCUCAUUUUCCUUGAGUCCCAGAUCACCACGCUGAUCAUCAGCAAACCGGAGCGCAAGGUGGUCAAGGGCUCUGGCUUCCACCUGGACCUGCUGCUGGUCAUGGGCAUGGGCGGGCUGGCCACCCUCUUUGGGCUGCCCUGGCUCAGUGCCACCACUGUGCGUUCUGUCACCCACGCCAAUGCCCUUACGGUCAUGAGCAAGGCCAGCACCCCAGGGGCUGCAGCCCAGAUUCAGGAAGUCAAGGAACAGCGGAUCAGCGGGCUCCUGGUCUCUGUGCUCGUGGGCCUGUCCAUCCUCAUGGGGCCCAUCCUGUCCCACAUCCCCUUGGCUGUGCUGUUUGGCAUCUUCCUCUACAUGGGGGUCACAUCCCUCAGUGGCAUCCAGCUUUUUGACCGCAUCUUGCUUCUGUUCAAGCCGCGCAAGUACCACCCGGAUGUGCCCUACGCCAAGCAGGUGAGAACCUGGCGCAUGCACUUGUUCACGGGCACUCAGAUCAUCUGCCUGGUAGUGCUGUGGGUGGUGAGGAGCAUCAAAACCAUCUCGCUGGCCCUGCCGUUCGUCCUCAUCCUCACGGUGCCCCUGCGCCACUUGCUGCUGCCACUCGUCUUCCAGAACCUGGAGCUCCAGUGUCUGGAUGCUGACAAUUCCAAGCCGAACUUCGAUGAGGAGAAUGGUCAGGAUGAAUAUGAUGAGGUGGCCAUGCCUGUGUGA
Molecule: messenger RNA, 2748 nt
Organism: Mesoplodon densirostris (Blainville's beaked whale)
Lineage: Eukaryota; Metazoa; Chordata; Mammalia; Artiodactyla; Ziphiidae
Gene: SLC4A1
Product: solute carrier family 4 member 1 (Diego blood group)
Exons: 18
Coding region: 178-2748 (856 amino acids)
Biological process (GO): regulation of intracellular pH; transmembrane transport; monoatomic anion transport
Cellular component (GO): basolateral plasma membrane; plasma membrane
Molecular function (GO): monoatomic anion transmembrane transporter activity; solute:inorganic anion antiporter activity; bicarbonate transmembrane transporter activity
Source: RefSeq, a predicted model, not a curated record